Molecule: messenger RNA, 1473 nt
Organism: Corticium candelabrum
Lineage: Eukaryota; Metazoa; Porifera; Homoscleromorpha; Homosclerophorida; Plakinidae
Exons: 2
Coding region: 28-1338 (436 amino acids)
Biological process (GO): protein ubiquitination
Cellular component (GO): SCF ubiquitin ligase complex; Cul4-RING E3 ubiquitin ligase complex
Molecular function (GO): protein binding
Source: RefSeq, a predicted model, not a curated record
AUUGUAUACAGUACACUCAUCGUUAGUAUGAGCUACUGGGCAAACCUUCCAGCCCCUAUCUUGCUCCAAGUUAUCUAUUCCUUAGAUAUUAAAUCAGUUUUACAAGUUUGUCUCGUUUGCAGGCACUGGUCAAAUUUUGCACGCAGUGAUGCUGUCUGGCGUCGUCUAUUCGCUCGCCGGUGGAAGAAACAGCGAGAAAGCACGCGCAAUAAACGUCAGUCGACGUGGAUGGACGAAUACAAGCACCUACAAUCAUUCUUCUCAUUCCGCCGUCUAAAACUAGAAGUUGACGGCGAGGCUUGGUUUCUGACCUUCUCACGUGACGGAAAGAAAAUGGCGGCGUCGACACGCGCCGGCAGCGCCUUUCUGUGGUCAGUAAACAGAGAAAAAACGGACGCCCAAGAUUUCUCUGUUGUGUGCAGUUUGGAACAGAGAGUGUCAAUAGAUAGAGGAUAUGAAUGCUAUGUGUGCAGUUUUAGUCCCAACUCUCGCCUCUUGCUGCUGACUGCUGUUGAUAUUAAUGUUGAGGCUACAGUUCACACAGCCGGAACGGCCUUUGUAUUCGACAGUAUGUCUAGUAUGAAACUUAUAGGUUAUGUGGACAAACUCGUGUUUUAUCUAACAACCUCGAUGGCCUGGAUCGACGAUAGUAGUUUUUUUGGAUGUCAAUGGGACACAAUUGAGGAAAUCAUUAAUGUCAAUGUGUAUUCGCCAUUGCCUGUGAUGACAUUGAGACAACUGUGUUCUUUCGACUGUGGGCCGAGUAAGGCGAUUAAGAGUGUCGUUCAUAUUCGGUUGUACACACUGGAUGGAGGGAAACAUUAUGACCUCGUGGCAAUUGUUUGUCCAGAUCGACCGGAUAUGUCUCUACACGUGCUGUGGAGAUCUAAGUGGUCGGAGAAAUCAUUGCCGCCAAAGCUCACAUUUGAUAUUAGUAAAUCGGUCGACUUGAAUUGUUUAGUGUGUGGGAUGGAAAUGACACCUUUGUAUAAACGGUUGGUCACAGUGUGCACGUCAGUGCUGACGAAUACUAAUGCAUCGAUGCGUGAUGUUGAAGUGAAAGUGUUUGAUCUCGAAACGCUCGCUUGUUUGCAAUGCUUGCCGUCGUGCAAGUUGGCCCUUAGGCAAUGGCAUUUGUUUGUUGGAGUAAACGAGGAUUACGUGGCUUGUGGCGAUGAGUCUGGCGCUGUGAUUGUGUGGGAUCUUGUUCACGAAAUAGUGGUUUGUGAACUGAAAGGACACGAGCAACUUGUAAAUGCUGUAGCGUGGCAUCCAACGAUUUUUGGAGUUAUUGCAGCUGCCGGUGAUGAUCACUCUGUUACACUCUGGCAUUCUUGAUGUAAACACAGUCACUUUCCUAACAGUUAGUCAUUGAUAUUUAUUUGAUUUAGUUAUUGCCGAGUGUAGUUAUAUAUUUAUUUUAGGUGUUUUAGCGUGAAUAGUUGAUUAUUUAUAUUAAAUACAUUAUUUAGA